CAGCACUCGGCGCAUGUUUUAUUCUUUGGCCUGCUCACUGUUACACCUGCGACCCUGUAACGUAAUGUCUUUUUCAUAACAACAAACCGCGCCUCUUCAUCUGCGCCAUGGAGCAGACACCCAUUGCGCAACUCAGCCCGGAACUGCCCUCGGUAGAAUCGCAGCAUUUCCGGGCCAUCGUCACACUGAUAUGGCCGUACUCGUCGUCGGCACGCCAGCUAGCCCUCCUGCUCGCGGAGCCAGAUCUCCGGCUUAGGCGAAGGAACGGUCAGGUCAGGGCUCGCUUUUCGGGCGCAAGUGCAAAGGCCAUUGCGACAACAGGCGUAGGAAUCGGCGAUGAGGUCGUCUUGAGCCUGCGAGGCGCGCAAUUUGUCACUGAGGGCGCCAUCAGCACGCCCGGAAAGAGUAUUGAUUGGGAGCUGGAAUACGUUCAAACAGUCGUCAUUCGCAUCUACCGAAACGGAGAAGAGACCGCCAAUAUCGAGCUCGUUGAUGCGCCGCCCACUCCAGCCCCUGCAUCACCACUCCGCCGACAAUACCGAGCCGCUGCAAGCCCAGCGCUACAAUAUUCGUCCCCUGCCUUCUUGAAGCGUGCGCGCCUGUCUGACGGGCCCUUCUUCGAACCGCCCUACGAUCCCCUGGCCGACGAGACAGGCGAAGGCCACGACAAAAAGCGACGGAGGAAAUCGUAUCGAGACUGGAAAGCAUGGACAUAUAGUACGAGGACACCCUCGCCAGAGAAGGAGGAUGUGGCCAUGGACGAGGAAAUGGAGUGGCUUGAGGCAUCGCCCAGCCGCCCAGAACAGCUCCCUCAAACGCCUACCUCGCCCUCAAAAUCCGCCACGGUAUCCAAAUCAGCCAAGCCACUGUGUGCUCAAGGUACCAAACAAACAGAAGCACCGGUUUCGGCAGAGGAGGCCAUCUCGCAACCGGAUGAGCAAGAUGCAGAUGAGAGCGUAAUUCGCGGGUCUAACUACAGUGUGCUCUACUCGGCUCCAGAUGAGCAUCUGUCAUCAGAUGCCCAGUACGCUUUUGGUGGCGAUACCGAGGUAGACACUGAAGUCAACACAGAGGAAGAAUAUCCUGCGCAAGGAGAGACUGAGGGGGGCAGUACAAGCACAAACGAGCCCGGCGUUGAUGAGGUUCAUCGUGUGGAGCGUGAAACUACAGGCAGCGAUGAAGAUGCGGCCGCAGAAGCGCGGGCAGAAAACGACACACAUGAAGACCGUGUACAGGUUGUUGCAUCACACCAAGCCACAACAUCCAUGUCCGUCCCCGAGGCAGACGGUCAAAAUGCUGAAUCAUCACCAGCACUACUUAUCAAUCCUCCAAGAAUUGCGAUGCCUCCUCCUACUUUGACCACUAUUCAAAUCGACACCCAAAACACUGCGUCUGCUGCUCUCUUGACCCCAAUCGGUAGGGAGCCUGGAAGCCCAACUCUUCGGCCCCUGGACUCGGCCAAUCUCCCGAUACCGUCACCGUUUCCUGGCGAACGCGAAAACACCGCCACCUCUUACUUUGAUCAACUAAUCGCCAAUGAGCAGACUGUGGAACCGGAAGCCGAGGGUGAAGAAGAGGAGAAACCACCAAGCGAAGCAAGCUACAUCGGCGAGACAUCUUUCUUUAGCUCGAUUGGUUCCUCCAACAUAUCCGCAUUUCACCCGAAUCAUGAGUCAGCCUUUGCACCUUUGCGCUUCACUUUCGGUAUGGAUGGUGCUGGAUUUUCGCGCCCUAUGGAGCUCUCGUCGCCACCGCCUGAAACCCGACCGGACGAGGAAGUCAAGGAUGUGCCGGAGGCAUUAGGUUCGACUACGAUCGCAGACACUUCAUUUGACACUUCUGAUACGGGUGCCCCUUCAGCAUCUCGGAAUACAGGAGGUGCCCAGAAAGCUAGCGAAAAUGCUGAAGAGGUACCUGCGACAGAAGCACAGAACACUGUUGAAGAAGCUCAAGAUCCCGACGUAACGAUGCUUUCUUCAAGCGAGGAUGGAAGUUCUAGUGCUAAGGAACCCGACCAGGACACCGCUCAUCACAUUGGCCAGGAGACUGAGAAUGACGCAGUUGUUAGCCCAGCUGUAGGUUCUGAAGGUGGAGCUGUUGAAGAACCAAAAGACAAUCAGCAAACUUCGCCUAAUGAACACGGCUCACCCAUUGAACAUCAAAGUCCAAAGACUUCUCCCCAGGAUCAAGACCAGCCUUCACCCACAACCCUCAAAAGUCACAGUGAGUUCGUAAACCAGGAUCCCACAACCGAAACCUCCAUUCAUUCCGAAGCCCCAGAUGAGCCAGCUGCCACUCACACGCCAUCCCAGGAAACGGAGCCCAGUGAAGAUGUCAACCCGAUGGAGCAGUCCUUCUCCAUGGAUCAUUCAUACGAAGCUUCUAUAGAAGCUACCGACGAAUACUUGCAGGACGCUUUUCCAAUGGACCAUAUGUCACAAGAGUUUCAGGAUGAACAAUAUACCCAAACAGAGCAAGGUUCGGUUAUGGAAGAUCAAUGGACAGAAGACCAUUUCGAUUCACAAACUGACCACUCCAAGGCUUCGAUGAAUCAGGACAUGGGUGAAAUGCAGACUGUGGAUACGCCUCUUACUGUGCCGGCUAAGAACACAAGAUCCAAGGCCAAAGCUCAAACUCCGUCGGUGAAGGAUGAGGCGCCUGCCUCCAUUCGUACCACGCGCUCGACACGGUCCCGGGGUUCUGGAGCUACACAGGCUUCGCCAAACAGCAUUAAAACCAAAUCAGAAUUUUUGUCUCCAGAGAAGAAUAUCACGGCUCAUAUUUCUACCACUGUCCGCGAGAGCCCACGAAAAUCUUUGCAAAGAAGCUUAAAACAAGAAUUCGCUGCAGCUCGCUCUCGGAAAGAGACGGAUGGCUUAUCAUCUCCCAAGUUUGAGUUGUCACACGAUCAGAAUGCAUCCGAGAGUGAACAUAUGAAUGAUGUUCUUGUCAAAGACUGGGCUGAGCGGAACACUCACACUGAAUAUUCCGCGUCGCCUGCACGCACAUUAGAAGACUUGACUGAGGCACAGAGAUCGGAGUUUGGCAGUCCCACUAAACGCGAUGCUCCUAGCAGAGAAGAUGAUGUGGUUACCGAAUAUCUCUCGGGCACUGAUCUAGAGUCAAAAACAAAGUCCAAGGCCAAGACGGGACGAAAGAAGCCUACGCUAAAGGCAGUUGUCGAGACUCAAAGCAGUCAAGCUGCAACGUCCGAAUCUGGCAGUCCUAGUAGGCGGCUGCGUUCAAAAGGACCUGCCGAGCCGGUCACUCAAAGUCCUCGCAAUGUGCGGAGAACAAGAAGGAAUGUGUACAACGUUUCUGAGCGUCAGGAAAGCGAAGAGAUUAGUGAGGCGGAUCCAAAGCCUGGAGAGAAGUCACAACGGGGUGAAAGUGAAGACCUGUCACAAACAUCUGCAGUUAAGGCUGAAGAGUCCAUGCGCAGUUCUACGCUCAACUCACAAGCAGCUUUACAAAGGCAAAGGCUCAUGACUCCGGAUGCAACUCAGCAAACUACCAAUGAAGCUCAGUCAAGCCUUGUCGCUGCGCCCGCAGGACAGGACUCGUUAUUGACUCCCCAACCCACCCAGGCGACAUCCGCCAAUCUCCACUCCUCCCAGCAGGACACUGACAUGGACGGUACAUCCGCAUCAACCAGCGCUAAAAAGUCUCCCAACACUAAAACCACGCCCGGCCACAACAAACCAACCACAGACACGACGUCAACCUCCUUAUCCCCCACACUAGUUGGACAACCCACCUCAAAACCCGACCCCUCCGAAGCCACACAGGAAUCUCCGUCAAUCGGCCUCUCAACCCCUCUCUCCUACUACACCCCUCUCAAAGACCUCCCCUAUUUCCUUAACCGCUCCUCCCAAUUCCACUCGUCCGCAAACCCAGACAUCCUCGCCCUCGUCACCUCCGCCACAACCGCAAAUGAAAAAGCGAAAAAAGGGCCUAAGCACUGGAACACGACUUUGCAUAUCACAGAUGUAAGCUCCUGGCCCGCGACAACAACGGUCCAGUGCUUCCGUGCGUACCAGGAGGCGCUGCCGGAAGCAGGCGUGGGAGAUGUGGUGUUGCUAAGGGCGUUUGCGGUGAAGUCGUUGAAUCGGCAUCCAGCGCUUGUGAGUGCAGAUGAGAGCGCGUGGUGUGUUUGGAGGUGGGGGAAACCGGGUUGGGGUGUUGAGAACGGGGCGCUUGGGGAGUUGAAGGUGAGGGAGGAGGUUAAAGGGCCGGAGGUUGAGCGUGGUGAGGGUGAGUGGCACGAGGUGGAGAGGCUGAGGGCUUGGUAUGAGAGUAGGGUUAAGCAGGAGUUGCAGGAGAAGGAGGAGAGUCAGGUUAAGACUCGGAGUAGAGAUAAGGCAAAAGGAGCUGCUGGAGGCAGUGCGGAUGCAUAG
This is a messenger RNA of Bipolaris sorokiniana ND90Pr, 4397 nucleotides long. RefSeq lists its product as uncharacterized. The coding region runs from base 108 to 4397 and encodes 1429 amino acids. The transcript has 3 exons. NCBI's taxonomy places the organism in Eukaryota, Fungi, Ascomycota, Dothideomycetes, Pleosporales, Pleosporaceae. Gene Ontology annotation, biological process: telomere maintenance. Gene Ontology annotation, molecular function: DNA binding. Gene Ontology annotation, cellular component: chromosome, telomeric region. The record is from RefSeq and is a predicted model, not a curated record.